Messenger RNA from Rhododendron vialii, 3514 nucleotides. Its product is annotated as receptor-like protein EIX2. The transcript has a single exon. Gene Ontology annotation, molecular function: protein binding. The record is from RefSeq and is a predicted model, not a curated record. The coding region runs from base 144 to 3395 and encodes 1083 amino acids. Lineage: Eukaryota; Viridiplantae; Streptophyta; Magnoliopsida; Ericales; Ericaceae.
AACCCAAAGAAAAUCCGAACAAGUGACAUUUCCAGGAAAGUUUGCAAGUGUACAAAAGGAAAGAGAAAGGGACCAACCAUGCGACCUUGAGUGAAUGUUUAUCUUACCGAUCUCAACAACUGGUCACUAAUUUUUGCAAAACUAUGAAUACGUCUAUGAAAACUGUGGCAUUUCUUGUUCUUGGCUAUCUUAACAUAUUAGCCAUUGAUUUUAGCUUCUGCAAUGGAAGCCAUGUCAACGCACUUUGCUUGGAGAGCGAGAAACGAGCUCUCCUAAUCUUCAAACAACACCUAAAAGACCCUUCGGAGCGACUCUCUUCUUGGGAGGUCAAACAUGACUGCUGCAGGUACUGGGCAGGAGUGGUGUGUGACAACACAACUGGCCAUGUCCUCGAGCUCCACCUUCGGAAUCAAAUCCCGGGUAGUGAUGGGUUUGAGAACGAUAACUCGACUUUGGGAGGUGAAAUAAAUCCUUCCUUGUUGAGUUUGAAGCAACUUCAUUAUCUGGAUCUCAGUCGAAACAACUUCGGAGGAAUGCCAGUUCCAUCCUUUAUCGGAUCUUUGGCAAAUCUUGAAUAUCUUAACCUGUCUAAUGCAAGAUUCGGGGGAACUAUCCCCCGUCAACUUGGAAAUGCGUCGACCUUGCGCUUUCUAUGCCUCGGAGGAAAUUAUGAGUUGGAUGUCAAGGGUGGCGGCCUUCAAUGGCUUCCUCAUCUUUCCCAUUUGGAACACCUUGACUUAAGUCGUGUGGACCUAACCAAGGCGCCCGACUGGCUACAGGUAAUUAACAAGCUCCCUUCUUUAGUAGAGUUACACCUUGUUGAUUGCAGACUUGAUCACAUUCCUCCUCUCCCUAGUGUUAAUUUUACCUCUCUUGUUGUGCUCGAUCUUUCGAGUAACUUCUUUCACUCUGUGAUGCCUAGGUGGAUCUUUAGUCUUAGUAACCUCAUUUCACUUGAUCUAGUUUCGUGUGCUUUCGUGGGUCGAAUACCUGAAGGUUCGUGGAACCUAACUUCUCUCGUGAGCCUUGAUGUUUCUCACAACAAGUUUAAAUCUUUACCUGCUUCUUUGUUUAGGAUGAGCAGUCUCGUUCGUCUUAACCUGAACAAUGCUUUUGAAGGUCCCUUUCCAGUUGUUCUAAAUCCAAACAUGACCAGCCUCAGAUAUCUUGAUCUAUCUCACAAUGUCCUCAAAUGUAGAGUGCCGAGUUGGCUGUAUAGUUUUAGUCAUCUUGAGUACCUUGACAUGUCCGCCAAUGAUUUAAAAGGUGGAAUAUCACAUGAGAUUGGAAACCUCACUUCUAUUGUUACCCUCUUCCUGUCCAAUAAUGAACUUGAAGGCGAGCUACCGAAUACCAUUGGAAACCUAGCCUCUGUUGUCACUCUGGACCUAUCAUUUAACAAACUUGGGGGAAGGCUACCUAACUCAAUAGGAAAUCUUUGCAAUUUGAGCUUUAUUGAUAUAUCAAACAACAAAAUUGGGGGAGAAUUGUUUAAAAGUUCAUCAAAAUGCUCCUCAUAUGCCUUGGAGACAUUGUUCUUGCAGGAGAAUCAACUUUCUGGUAAAAUACCUGAUGAAUUUGGGCAAUUUGAAAAUGUACGAGAGCUUAAUCUAGAGAAUAAUCUUGUUGGUGGUCCUAUUCCAGGGACUAUAGGAAGAUUGAAACACUUGGAAACACUAAUUCUUGAUGGAAAUCAAUUAAAUGGAACUCUUCCCGAAAGUCUUGGACAUCUUUCAAAGUUGGGUGUGCUUAACAUGCGUAAUAAUUUCUUGGAAGGCAUGGUGUCUGAAGUUCAUUUCACCAAUCUUGUAAAUCUCAAGAUUUUCCGUGCCCCUGGAAACCGGUUGACUCUAAAAGUGAGUCCCGAUUGGAUCCCUCCAUUUCAACUUGAAUACCUAGAACUUGCAUCAUGGCAUUUGGGCCCGAAGUUUCCCGCAUGGCUUAAAUCACAAAAGAGUCUUGAUUCCCUUGACAUAUCCAAUACUGGAAUAUCAGACAGAAUUCCAAGUUGGUUAUGGAACAUGUCUUCUCUACUUUAUUUUCUAAAUGUCUCUCACAACCAAAUCUAUGGCGAGAUUGCAUAUAUUGGUAUGCCAAGUGGUAGAGCCCAGAUUUACUUGAAUUCCAACCAUUUGAAUGGUUCGUUACCCCAUAUCUCCUCCAUAUCCUCCAUUGUUGAGCUGGAUCUUUCGAACAAUUCAUUUUCUGGGGGUAUCUCGGACUUCCUAUGUGUGAACGUCACAACAUUUUCCACGGUUCUUCAUCUGGGUGAAAACCUACUCUCGGGUGAAAUUCCUGACUGUUGGAUGAGUUGGCCAUCACUACGCGUCCUAGAGCUGGGAAACAACAACUUCACAGGAAAUAUCCCAAGCUCCAUGGGGCAAUUGGUUUCAUUGGCAUCGUUGCACUUGCGUAAUAACCAUCUCUCGGGAGAAAUUACAUGGUCUUUGCAGAACUGCACGGAUUUAGUGGUGCUUGACCUCAGUGAGAAUGAUUUCACUGGAAGCAUACCAACAUGGAUGGGGGAAAGCCUUUCAAGUUUGAGGAUUCUCACCCUUCGCUCGAAUAAGAUGAAGGGCGUGAUACCUCCAGAGCUUUGUUGUCUCGCCUCUCUUCAAGUCUUGGAUCUUGCGCAAAACAUUUUCUCCGGAGCAAUACCACAGUGCAUCAAUAAUUUCACUGCCAUGGCAGUGAAACUGAACUCCAGCGGUCCUAUCUAUUAUACUUACAGCCGUGGCUUCAGUAUUGAUGGUUACAUGGAGAGUGAACUUUUGAUGAUGAAAGGAAACAUGUACCGAUAUGAUAAGAUUCUGGCACUUGUAGCAAUCAUGGACCUUUCGGACAACAAUUUUACUGGAAGGAUUCCCAAGGAACUAACAAGUCUUGUGGGAUUGAUUUCGCUGAAUAUGUCCAGAAAUCAUUUGAGUGGUGUGAUUCCAAAGAAGAUUGGUAGCAUGGGGUUGCUUGGAGCUCUUGAUUUAUCCAGAAACCAACUCUAUGGUGAAAUUCCUGCAAGCAUAUCAAGCCUGACUUUUUUAAGUUACUUGGAUCUGUCUUUUAAUAACUUGUCAGGUCGAAUUCCAUCAAGCACCCAACUUCAGAGUUUCAGUGCUUCCAGCUUUGUCGGCAACAAGCUUUGUGGGCUUCCACUCACAAAGAAUUGUAGCGUCGAUCGUGGCAAACCUACACCGGGUGCAGAAAACGAAGGAGAUGAUACAGGUGAUGGAUCUGGAGUGGAUUGGUUCUACGUGUUGAUGGCUAUUGGAUUUGCUGCAGGUUUUUGGGGUGUUUGUGGUCCCAUAUUCUUCAUCAAGUCAUGGAGACAUGCAUAUUUUCGAUUCCUGGAUAAUGUUUGGACCAGACUUUGUAUGAUCAGAUAUGGUAAAUGUUGUUAGACUGCAACAGUGGUAUGGAUACCACCUUGUAUUUGUAUCUUGCAAUAAGAUUAUGAAGAUAUGUAUCUUCAUUUCAUGGAAUUACUGCAUCCAAUUAUGAAUAAAACUAUCUUCAUUUC